AAUAAAUGGGGCGAAAAAUUCAAAGACACGUUGUAUAUUAAAACCAUAUUUAGGUGGAUUUUUCAUAUCUUUGAUUCUUGAAGCCCAAGCAAAAGCACUACAAAAGUGAUUCCCUCAGUUCUUGAACUUGAAAACCCUCCAUUGAAGAUGGCAGAAGUGAAGCUCCAUGGAACUUGGCCAAGCCCUUUCAGUUACAGAGUCAUCUGGGCUCUGGCUCUCAAAUCCAUUCCAUACGAAUACAUAGAAGAAGAUCUCGCCAAUAAAUCUCCUCUGCUUUUGCAAUACAAUCCCGUUCACAAGAAGAUUCCAGUGCUCGUCCAUGGCGGAAACCCUAUCUGUGAAUCCAUGAUCAUUCUCGAGUACAUCGAUGAAACAUGGCCGCAAAAUCCCUUGCUGCCUUCCGAUCCUUACGAGAGAGCCACUGCUCGAUUCUGGAUCAAAUUCAUAGAAGAUAAGGGCCCAGCGGUUUUUAUGGUAUUCCGUGCGAAGAAUGAAGAAGAAGGGGAGGAUGCGAAGAAACAGAGCUUGGAGAUGCUGGCAACUGUCGAGGAAUGGGGAUUCGGCGGCGGAGAGAGGAAGUUCUUCGGCGGAGAUGAGAUCGGAAUGGCGGAUUUGGCGUUUGGCGGGAUUGCGUAUUGGUUGGGGAGGAUUGAACAAGUGACGGGAGUGAAAUUAUUGAAUGCCGAAGAUUUCCCUCGGGUGUAUGCUUGGGCUGAGAGAUUCAGAGAAGCGCCGGUGAUCAGAGAUAAUCUACCUGACUGGAACCUCAUGGCGGCGAAUUUCCGGCGCCGGAGGAAGCAACUGCUGCAAUCUGCUGAAGAUAAUUAGAAACACAAUAUGUUCUGUUUGUGUUUUGUAGUGAGUUCGCCAAAUUAUAAUUUAUAAGGCAUGGUAUUUCUUCCCAAUAAUAAUAAUAAGGAAAAUUAUCUCAAAUCAUAAAAUUAUUUAAAGAUAUAAUAAAAUUUUAAAACUAUUAGAUGUUGAUAGAUUAUUAAUAGUUGUAAAAUGGUUUAUUUUUCUAUAUUUAAAAACCAUCCUAAUAAUAAUGAUAAUUACACAAUUGGGUGGAAUAUAGAGAUGGAGUUUUUGUACCUAUGACCCUAGUUUUAGGGAGAAAAUGAAAUUUGCCCCCUUUCUAAAUGGAAGUUUUUUUUAACCUUUCCCAACUUUAAGAUGAAAUUAUUCAUCUCAA
Messenger RNA from Benincasa hispida (wax gourd), 1192 nucleotides. Its product is annotated as putative glutathione S-transferase. Gene Ontology annotation, cellular component: cytoplasm. Gene Ontology annotation, biological process: glutathione metabolic process. Lineage: Eukaryota; Viridiplantae; Streptophyta; Magnoliopsida; Cucurbitales; Cucurbitaceae. Gene Ontology annotation, molecular function: glutathione transferase activity. The record is from RefSeq and is a predicted model, not a curated record.